Paramuricea clavata is the source of this 10188-nucleotide messenger RNA. NCBI's taxonomy places the organism in Eukaryota, Metazoa, Cnidaria, Anthozoa, Malacalcyonacea, Plexauridae. The record is from the annotation of a GenBank genome assembly.
CGACAAUAAAGUUAUCUCUUCUGUUUUUAAGCAUAAAAAUUUACUGAUAUUAUACGACGCUAUUGGAACCUUGGCUGAUUCUGUUGGUCAUCAUUUAAAUAAACAAGAAUUCAUCGAGUUAUUAAUGCCUCCACUUAUUCAAAAAUGGAAUGAACUGAAAGAUGAGGACAAAGAUUUGUUUCCUUUACUUGAAUGUUUAUCAUCAGUUGCUACAGCUUUACAUUCCGGUUUUCUACCUUAUGCUGAACCUGUGUUUCAACGUUGUGUCUCGUUGGUUGAGAAAACUUUAGCACAGAGUUUGGUAAGUAUAUCUUAUUGUUAAGAAACUGUAGGAAUCCUUUAACCCAGGUAAAGUUUAUGAUGAAAUAGAUUCUGGAUUAGGAGACAAAUGUGUGAAGAAUGUUGUUUUUUGGAUUGGGGGCCUUGGUAUGGGACCAUGGCCCCAUUCGAAAAAACACAUUCUUCGCACAAAAUUUUGAGGACAUUUUUUUAUCUCGUUUCAGGCAAGUACGGCAAACCCUGGGCAAGUUGAAGCUCCAGAUAAAGACUUUAUGAUUGUUGCUUUAGAUUUAUUAAGUGGUUUAGCUGAAGGACUAGAAAAUAAUAUUGAACAAUUUGUAGUUCGCAGUAAUAUAUUAUCUCUCUUAUACCAAUGCAUGCAGGUAAGUCAGUCACACAUCUUAAUAAUAUGUAAUGAAUGAUCCCAAAACAAUGUUGCCGGUUGGCAAAUAUUGCAUAGUAAACUGAAACUAUGCAAUAUUAUUUUAAGCCUAUCGUCCAGCCACUCCGGCCUUUUGCAUCUCGAGACUCGAAUAAAAAAUAUUCUAUUUUCCAAUCUCUAUCAUGUACUAAUAUUAUUUGCCGACUAAUCAUUCAAAUGAAAAAUAACCCAAUGUUGGAAAGCUAAAUGGUUAAGACUCUAUGAAUGGAUCUUCCCACGCGAAGUGCGUAUAUAUAAUACCUGGGUUAAUUUGUUAAUUAAUACCUUCAAAAUUAACCAAUCGCAUAUCACCACGUGAUCCACUGGCUUCAUGCGGUCUGUAUACACUAUAAAAGACUGGAACGAGACUAAUACUGUUUUAAAGUGUGUCUUAAUAAAAAUCCAUUUUUAUUUUUUUUAACUUCUGUUCCAUUUAAUAUUUAUAUUUUUGACUAUUUAGGAUGAGAUGCCAGAGGUUCGUCAAAGUUCAUUUGCAUUGCUCGGAGAUCUUUCUAAAGCUUGUUUCAAACAUGUCAAACCAUGCAUCGGUAAGAAGCUGUUAGUACCAACUUUUCCUUAAGUUUAGGAAGCUGUACCAUGUCAAUGAAAGUUUCGUGUGUCUGCAAUUCCAACCUUUCCUUAUCUUUAAGAAGCUGUACCAUGUCAAUGAAAGUUUAGUGUGUCUGCAAUUCCAACUUUUCCUUAUCUUUAAGAAGCUGUAUCAUGUCAAUGAAAGUUUCGUGUGUCUGCAAUUCCAACUUUUCCUUAUCUUUAAGAAGCUGUACCAUGUCAAUGAAAAUUUAGUGUGUCUGCAAUUCCAACUUUUCCUUGUCUUUAAGAAGCUGUAUCAUGUCAAUGAAAGUUUAGUGUGUCUGUAAUUCCAACUUUUCCUUAUCUUUAAGAAGUUGUAUCAUGUCAAUGAAAGUUUAGUGUGUCUGCAAUUCCAACUUUUCCUUAUCUUUAAGAAGCUGUACCAUGUCAAUGAAAGUUUAGUGUGUCUGCAAUUCCAACUUUUCCUUAUCUUUAAGAAGUUGUACCAUGUCAAUGAAAGUUUCGUGUAUCUGCAAUUCCAACUUUUCCUUAUCUUUAAGAAACUGUAUCAUGUCAAUGAAAGUUUAGUGUGUCUGCAAUUCCAACUUUUCCUUAUCUUUAAGAAGCUGUACCAUGUCAAUGAAAGUUUAUAGUGUGUCUGCAAUUCCAACUUUUCCUUAUCUUUAAGAAACUGUACCAUGUCAAUGAAAGUUUAGUGUGUCUGCAAUUCCAGCUUUUCCUUGUCUUUAAGAAGUUGUACCAUGUCAAUGAAAGUUUCGUGUAUCUGCAAUUCCAACUUUUCCUUAUCUUUAAGGAACUGUAUCAUGUCAAUGAAAGUUUAGUGUGUCUGCAAUUCCAACUUUUCCUUAUCUUUAAGAAGCUGUACCAUGUCAAUGAAAGUUUAGUGUGUCUGUAAUUCCAACUUUUCCUUAUCUUUAAGAAGCUGUAUCAUGUCAAUGAAAGUUUAGUGUGUCUGCAAUUCCAACUUUUCCUUGUCUUUAAGAAGUUGUACCAUGUCAAUGAAAGUUUCGUGUAUCUGCAAUUCCAACUUUUCCUUAUCUUUAAGAAACUGUAUCAUGUCAAUGAAAGUUUAGUGUGUCUGCAAUUCCAACUUUUCCUUAUCUUUAAGAAGCUGUACCAUGUCAAUGAAAGUUUAGUGUGUCUGCAAUUCCAACUUUUCCUUAUCUUUAAGAAGCUGUACCAUGUCAAUGAAAGUUUAUAGUGUGUCUGCAAUUCCAACUUUUCCUUGUCUUUAAGAAGUUGUACCAUGUCAAUGAAAGUUUAGUGUGUUUGCAAUUCCAACUUUUCCUUAUCUUUAAGAAACUGUAUCAUGUCAAUGAAAGUUUAGUGUGUCUGCAAUUCCAACUUUUCCUUAUCUUUAAGAAGCUGUACCAUGUCAAUGAAAGUUUAGUGUGUCUGCAAUUCCAACUUUUCCUUAUCUUUAAGAAGCUGUACCAUGUCAAUGAAAGUUUAUAGUGUGUCUGCAAUUCCAACUUUUCCUUGUCUUUAAGAAGUUGUACCAUGUCAAUGAAAGUUUAGAAACAAAGUUUGCCAUCGCUUUAUAUUCGCUACGUGGGUUUGUUAGUAUGUUCGGAAUCAUAAGCCAUAUCGUCGUGCAUUUGUUGGGCGCAUGCUCCAGUGCACUAUACUGUAGCACUACAGUAUAUGUCUGGUUUUUAAUGCCUUCAAGCAUAAGAAAAUCUGAAAAUCAUAACGCUAGAACGUGCGCAUCAUUGCACAUGCAUAGAUCUGAUUUAAAUACAAAAUAAGACGUCAUAAUCAAUACGCUUGUGAUGUGAACAUCUAUACUAAAUAUCGAGAUUUUGUUCGCAUCUCACUCGAUUCAAUAAUAGUCGAAGGUCUUGUAGAUGGAAAUUAUCGAGUGGAAAUUUAUGUACUAUUUAAAGCACGAGUAGGAGUGUUUUAUCAGAUAUAACACGCGAAGCGCAGCCGAGCGUUUUAUAUCUGAUAAAACACUCCUACUCGUGUUUUAAAUAGUACUUAAAAUACGACUACAAAAGAAUACUAAUUAGGAUGAACCAUUAUAUAAUCAUGCUAAUUAGGAUGAACAAUUAUAUAAUGCCACAUGUGUUUUAUCAGAUAUAAAGUCACUCCACGUGACAUAUUAUGGCUGACAUGAUUUGCCACAAGGUUUAUGAAUUCUUAAUGAGUAUUUUAAAUACAUUUAUUAGACCUAACCAGGAAGAGCUACGAAACUACAGGUCCCUGGCAGGGAUCGAACCUGCGGCCCUGUGAUUCUGAUGCAGCACUUUAACCAACUGAGCUACAGAGGUCAGCUGUCGAGCUCUAGCAGGUUCGAUUCCUGCCAGGGACCUGUAUUUUUCGCAGCUGUUCCUGGUUAGGUCUGAUAAAUGUACAUAAAUUUCCACGCGAUAAUUUCCAUCUACAAGAUCCUUCAACAUCUAUACUAACCGUAUCAAAGAAACUAUUGUAAAUGGUGCAUGGAAACACGAGGAAUAUAUAAUUGCACUUUUAAUGUUUCUCUCCUAAAACCAGAAAAACGUCAUGUUUAUUUUCAGUGGACCUUAUGCCAGUUCUUGGACGAAAUUUAAAUCCGGAAUUCAUCUCGGUGUGUAACAAUGCGACCUGGGCUAUUGGUGAAAUAUCCAUACAGUUGGGUUAGUAUAAUUUUAUCUUCUAAUAAUAUACAUAAAAAAACCGUUAGCUAUAAUGUGAUAUAACAAAGCAGGAAGUCAUUUUCAGUGGACGGUUCGCUAUAAAUGUAAGUUGAAACUACAAUUGUCUCGAACAUUUUUAUGUAUAUUAUUAAUCCGUAAUACUAAUAGAACGGUUUCUUGUGAAAUUUGAAUAAAACAAGCAUUCGUAAGUUUUUCAAAGACCUCAAAUAGCACUCGUCCUUUGGACUCGUGCUAUUUUGAAGCUCUUUGAAAAACUCACUCGUGCAUGCUAUAUCCAAAUUGCAUUCGAAACCAUCCUAUUAGUAUUAGCUAUAUAUACUAAAAUACUUUCUUCUAACAGUCGGUUUUUACAAUCAUAAAUGAAAUAAAAAACAUUUUCCGUGUUCUAUACAGUUAUAGAAACACGCGUGGCAGUUUGGAAGAACGAGAAAUAAUCAAUGUAUAACUAACUCAAACUACCUGUAACUGUAUAGAAACACAGGAAAAAAUGUUUUCUAUUUCUUUUAUAAUAUAACUUAAGAAAAGUUUUUAUAUCGAUUAAUUUACAUAUUCUCAUUACCUCAGCAUAAAGUCCACUCGAUUGGUUGGCCGGCCUUUGCUCGUCAAUUUACUAUAAAAUAAUAGUCAAGUUCUUCUCUAUUCAAAAACUGAGAAUUCCCUUUCUGUCUUGUAAUUCCUUAAUUUGGUUGGCAAAACUAUUGUAUUUUUAAAUAUGUUAUUUUUCUUCUCAUUUUAGGAGAGGAAACGAAACCGUACGUUUCUCUUGUUCUUUCUUCAUUAAUCGACAUCAUUAAUCGAGCUCACACACCAAAAACACUCCUGGAAAACACAGGUAUACAUCGAAAGAUAUGUUCAGCUAUGUAAUUGAACGUUGCAUGAAAUGAUAAAUUUAUGUUGGGGUAUAAAUUAGAGACUUUCCUCUUCAUUAAUUCAAACCAACACAGUUAUACUGUGUUUUUCGUAUUUUUAUGUUGGUAGAACAAGUUAUCUUGAUAAAGCGUGUGUCAGGCUAUAAGCAUGCAUAUUGGCGAUAUUUUAGCUUAAUUUAGACUAUGUGUUCUCACAGUUACAUGUAUUAUCAAUUAUACAUCACAGAAUUUCGUCAAAAGUGGACCAGACGACCAGUUGAUUCACUUGACACUAUGUAUAUAUACUCAAUAUAUCCACGUUAAGCUUUUUUCAUCAUUGAGCUCCUGGUCACUUUGAGAAUAUGCACGAAUUUUAAUUCUGUAUACUCUUUAAUGAUACCUAUAACAGUUAGAUAUUGCUCGUGAAUUGGCUGGAUGAUCUUGAAAUCCAAUACGAGCUUGCAUGUAGUAGGUGUCGUGCUCAUAUUGCAUAUAAUGUACAUGAUUUCGAUAACAGGGUCUAUGAUACUGUACAAGUAGUCCAAUAAGUGAACUUCUAAGCUCUAUUAACUAACUCUAAGCUUCUGAAAUCGUAUUUGUGUUUUGUGUGUUUGUACUUACUGUAUUGUUUGUUUUCUUGUUUAGUUUGUUUUGUUUAACUUGUUUUCUUUUGGUAUUGUGUUUACUUUACGUCUUAGCAAUCACGAUCGGGAGAUUGGGUUUAGUUUGUCCUCAAGAAGUGGCUCCUAUGUUAGCGCACUUUGUCAGACCCUGGUGUGUAUUUCUUUUUCAUUUUAUUUAAUCUCAACCUUUUAUACUAACAUCCAUUUAUUUUCAAGGAUAUUUUUAAGUAAAAUUGCGGGGUCCAUUUAUAACUGCCUCAAUUUAAGUACAAUCCUAAUCUCCUCUCGUAUAUAAAUAGCUAAUACCAAGCUAAUACCGUUACAUGGUUAUACAUUUCUGAACUUUAACACCAAACCGAGCGAUAUUACCAUGUCAGGGAUAUUCCCCUGUCAACUCUACAGUAAUAGUCCAAGGAAGCAACAUGUUUAUUGUGAAUAACCACAUGCGAAACCCAUGUUCUGUAUGCUCUGAAUUUUACAUUCAAUGAAUAUUCCAUUGUCUUCCAGGAAUGAUUCGUUACUUACGUAGUUUGACCAUAUUCUAUCAGGAGUUUCUGUUUCAUUUAUUAAUAUUUGAUCUUCGUGUAAUGUAUAACCUAUAAUAAUAUUAUCAGUCGAUGAAGGCCAAGGGUUUAUAGCUUCAUCUUGCAGCAUGAUAACGAUAUAUUCUUCGCCACCCUUUGUUUGUUCGUAGUUAUCAAUUGCCCCUAUUAGUGAUCACACUUACAGCAAUUUUACGAAAAUUAUCCGAAUUAUUUGUAACCGCUUUCCAACCUCACUCCCGAAUGUCUGAUCAGUGAUGGGACACAAAUAAUAGAUACGCAGUCAUUUAGUAGACUCCCUGAAUUCAAACUUGUACGCUAUAGGGCAUGAUAGUUUAUCUAGUCAAGGCAGCGUUGGUCAAACCAACUGUUUCACUACCAUCCUUAUUCCUUUCUCUUAAGGUUAUAAAACCUUAAAUCGAUUUGAUUUUGUGACGUUUACUCCUAAUGUAUGCCACAUCACUGGAAGUCUUCGGAUUGUCAUUCCUUCCGUGUUUUGUGUUUGAAAAUGUUGUGCGAUCUUGCAAAAUUUCUCCUAAUAACGUGAUCAUUUUCCAGGUGUACAUCAUUGCGUAAUAUCCGUGAUAACGAAGAGAAGGAUUCAGCAUUUCGUGGCAUUUGCAACAUGAUCAAUGUUAACCCUGGUGGCGUAGCUCAGGUAACAUUGUGCAUCUUGUUAAUAUAUUGCAAAUGGUUGUAUAGGUGCCACUGAUCUCUACAUAAAACGUCUUACUGUAUUUUGAUCUGUAUUAGCAACGAGGUUUGCAAAGCUACUUUUAUUUUAUCCCAAUGUUCAGUUGUGUUAACCAUCAUUUUACGCCUAUAUUUUAGGAUUUCAUAUUCUUCUGUGAUGCGGUCGCGUCGUGGAUAAGUCCAAAACCUGAUUUGAAGGAAACAUUUCAUAAGGUUUGUUCUCUAGACAGGGCUUUAGAUUUCCAUUCUUCGCAAUGUUAAACACUACUACGCCGACAUUAAAUACUCGCGCUGGGGCUCUAUCUGGCACCUUCAAAGGGAUCGUAGCAGGCAUGUGUUUGGUUUCCUGUUGGUGGAACGAGACUGGGAUUACCAUACUAAGUUAGAUCAAUCUAAAGCUCAAUACUGCUGUGUCUGUGAAAUGUGAAGUUUAAUGCCUAAGUUGCCUGGAUUCACUGCUUUUAUCAUUUCAUCACGUCUGAUGCCAUUUUACCCUAUUUGGGAUCAGAAAAUUUAAGUAGGGCAACCACUUGAACAUACAUGUAAAUGGUUAACUAAACUACAGUAUGUAUCGUUCUAACCAUUAGGAUAAUGAAUUAUCCUGUAUCAUUCUGUGUCCAACAAAUAUCGGGCAUGCAUAUCUCGUCAAAGGACGUUAAUGCGCUGAGAAUUAAUUUUUGUUGCACAACGUGACGAAACCUGACAAUAACCAAAAUAAAUUUAUAUAGUAGACAUCGUGCAGUUAAAAGUUACAUUGAGGUGUCGUGACGAGAAAUUUUGUUGUGUUGUUAGAUACUUCAUGGUUUUAAGUCUGAAGUUGGAGCUGAAAGUUGGAAGAAAUUCUUUGAUCAGUUUCCGCCUCCUCUUCAGCAACGACUGAGUGAUGGCUACGGUCUUUAGGCAACCAGGGAAUUGCAUGCAGGGGGUAAGUGUGUGAUCUAGUGAGCUCCAUGUAGAACUGGAGUGAGAACUCGAGUCCAAAAAGUGAAGCCAAAGAUGGAGCUUAUUGGACGUCAGUUUCAGUCCCUUUCUAUUGUUUUCUCUGCCAGGAAAUUUCGUAUUUUGACUUCGAAUUGGAAUUAGCUGGGGAAAAUGGUUUUAGAAUUGUUAAAACAUCUUCAUAGCUAGGCCAAAAAAAAUGUGGUUUCCCGACCCUACCUAGCUUUUGGACGUCGAAAUCCCGACCCUAAACUUUUUUAUUGGAUCAUGCUUGUAAGUGUUUCCACGACACUUAGAGGAAAAAGUUUGUGGAAAAUUGAAAUUUGAGGCAAUAUUAGGGAAAUUUAUCUUUGGAUGUGGAAGUAUGGUGGAAGCACUGACUAAACAAAAUGGCGUCCGGUUGUUAGGAAAAUUUAAAAAAAAAGUUAAAACCGACCUACCCUACCUAAGUUUUUAUAAUAAGAAACCGGAAACCCACAUAUUUUUUUUCCGCCACCUUGGCUUCACUUUUCUUAGGGCGAUACUAGAGAUCUCACUGGGUGAUCUCAUUCCUAUUACAGCAUGGUAGUUUGUCAAAACCCUUGUGACGUCAUUUUGGGAAAGUCAUUUCCCAGACGUGCAAUGGACAAUUGUUCUAAUGCUUGCAUUUUCUUUAGGGACCGAGAUUGGUGGAAGGGGGAUGUUCAGUCCCCACUCUACCCUCGCUGGGGGUACAUACCGGGUGCAUGGGGGUACUUCUGUGAGUUUACGUGUUCACACUUGUCCCGUAAUCUGUCGUGUGACGUCUGUGACGUGUCAUGUCACGUGAUUCAACGUAGCAAUAGACUAACGUAUGAAGAGUAGACUAAUGUAUCAACCAAUAUAAUAACGCCGUUAUUUGGUGUUAAGUAAUUCUCAGAUACCCAGUCAUGCGUGGUUAAUGUGCCUUAGAUUUCCCCCACCGUUGUGAUACUGCAUUUCGCAUGUGGUUGAAUUUACCCAGUGGAUUAAUUACCAUUUAGCAAAAUUAAGCAUUUAGCCUUCUUUCGCCGAUACUUGAAAAAUUGUAUCAAUAAAAUGUGUUUAAGCAUUCUCAUAAAGUGAUCUAUUUUUAAUGUAUUGUAAAAUAUACCAAUUGACGUGGAUGUCAUAGAGUAAAAUAAAAAGAAAAUACUGGGAAAUCGUAAGUCACAUAGUUAACUGCUCUUGAUUGUGUACCGGAGGUCUAAGAAUAUGAUCUAAACAUUUGUUGCUGUGUAUGGCAAAACGUAGUAAAUGUCAAUUUCUAAUUUAUAGUAAAUUAUAAUAGUGCUGCUAGAUUUAUAUAGUCCCUAGAAUUUCAUAACUGGGGUCAUAAGUUUCUAUAAAUUAUAAUUAUAUUGCAGUAAAUUCAUCUUUCUAGUAAUAACUCGUAACACUUUUAUAACAAUGUACAUCAGGUUUUUACUUCGUACAUUUUAAGGAUUUUGUAAGCAACUUAAGGUUUUGAUGCAAUGUAAACUUUGUUUGCAUGAUUCAAAGUACAAACGUUUUUGCCACAUGCCAGUUGGAAGAUGCCCAUCCCGUGGUAAACAGUGACCGGACACUAGGGUGGACGAAGAUGGAUUGCUCCUCAGUGUUUCUGAAAGACAGCCGAUUGACUGAAUAGUCAAGUUAUAACGAGGUUUUCUCAACCAUGAACUCUGAUAAGGUUUAGUUAUUAAUUUAAACAAACUAGCAAAUUUUAACUUUUAGCCAAAACAGUUCGAGGACUGAAAUUUGUAGUAAUAUGUCGUGAUGUGUCCGGCAUUGUGUGUGAUCACCAAAGGGCUUGUUUAUAUUAUCCCGGCUAGGUGGGACGGGCGUUUAUUUCUUACUGGGCCUGGAAGCUCUCCUAGGCGAAAGGGUUAAACCAGUUAAGUCCUUGACGCUAUUUUUGUGGACAAAAGAUAUAGAUAACGCACGCUCAGAAGGCAUUCUCAUCCAGAUUGGCCGGAUGGCGAAUUUCCCGUCCCGACGCGAUAUGCCAGGUCCGCCUAUAUAGACGGGCAUCGGACAUCCUACAACUGGCCCCAUAUAGCUAUAGUCGACAUUUUCAGUUAUUUUAACAGGUAUAUCGUUCUUAUCAAUUUCAUUUCUAAAUAAACCAAUCACACCGCCUCCUACUUUAGUCACAUGAUACGUGAAGUCUGGAUUGAGAUUUGACCGUGCCCUAGUACCGCCUGUAAAAAGUUUGACUUUUUUUAAACUGACUGUUCUAACUUGAAAUUUGACCUACUCCUGGUUACUUCAACCAUCAGAAUUUUGACUUCAAAACCUAUCUGAAAAGACAAAACAAAUAUAGAAAAACACUUUGAGCAAUGUGACGGACUGGUCGUAAAAUUGUAUUCAGCUGGAUUUGCUCAGUCAGGACUUUGCGGGCCAUCGCACUCGAUAGAACUAUAAUUGUUGAAGUGUUUCUAUGUACGAAAACCCCUUCAACAAUCAGUCCUUCAUUCUCUGCAUUUCGAUUUAUCUGUUUUAUAACUGCAGGACUGUCGUGCCAUAGCUAUAUUCGUGGUAAUUUUUCAAUGAUAAAAACCUAAGAAAUUAUAAUUAAUAUCAAGAAUAAUAUACCCACUUUAGCUUGUCUGUCAUUCUCGUAAUCUGUAUGUAAUAUAUUGUGAAGGUGAAUGAAUAAUUAAAUUAUGUGUC